AUGGACGAUGAGCACGAUGGAACUAUACGACCUAUCGAUCCCACCCAAGGACGACCACCUCCACUACCCCCUCGCAAAGUGUCGCAAUCCCCUACCGUCCCUCCUCCAUCACCACCAGUUCAAGCUGCUGCGGUCAACCUCUCGCCACAGCCGGUCGAUGCCGCCUCGAAGCCAUCACCCCCUCCUCUCCCACCACGUUCCAAGCCAGCACCUAUCUCUGUCGUCCAAACUGCACUCGAAGAUGCACCCAAAACAAACGUGUCGGUAUCGGUCAUCCCUGCCACCCCGCCCAGUUCCCGAUCGCCAGCAUCACCAACUGCGAACAAAGUUAUUCCCAGCGCUCAACUUGACGUCGCCGCUGAUGGAGGUGCUGGACAUGAUAUGAAGCCUGUGGUCAGUCUUCCUGAGAUGAGCGAAGCGAAUAAGAGCACCAGAAUGGUGUCUAUGGGUGAUUCUAUCCCUCCUGUGCCAAGUUGGGUGCCAGUAGCUUUCCUCGGAAUUGCAGCCUAUACCCGGAGUUGUCUGCUCAUCGCCAUAGCACUAGGCUUCAGUGUAUGGACCUUCUACGGGUCGAAUGCGGACGGUCAAAAAGAGGCACCUCAGAAGUCCCAAGAAAAAGACGAGGGAAAUUCCUCGGUAGAUUGGAUAAAUCACACUCUUCAUGUACUCUUCCCUCUUAUCUCCACCGAGGUCCUGACACCCUUCAUCGAUCUCCUGGAGGACGCAUUGAUGGAGCAGGUUCCACCUGUCGUUACAUCAGUCAGACUAGCGUCUCCUUCCUUAGGCCGCCAACCUCUCCAACUCACAUCGCUCAAAGCCCUCAGCGACGAAGAAUGGUUCGCAGCGCUCAGUGAGCAUCCGACGUCUCAGCCUGACCUGCCACUGAGAGGUCACAAAAAGGGCAGAUCAUCUCUAUCCAGUUUGACACCGUCUUCACUCAUCGAAAAGGCCUCUCCACGCUCACGACCUCGCUCCGGUUCAUCGGCCAGUCGAAGCUCUAGUUCCAUGUUAGAAGGCGAAACGUUGGCUGGAGAAAUGCGAUCUCGACGUAAACGCGACAGCCUCCUUCGUCGUCUGUCAGGUCGCGACAAUGUGGAAGCUUUCAGUAAAGAGUCCGACCCUCAUCAUGUUGAACCGUCUCCCCCGAUAAGCAAGGUACACCGUCUAGCAAAUGCCUUGCGAGGUCGUCGUUCCUCCGAGUCUCAACAGAAGUCAAUCUUUUCUGGACUUCCCACUUCUUCCGGCGGACCCAAUUUCGAGCCUCUCGAUGAUGAUGCUACAGGUCAAUAUGUCAACUACCAAGUCUCAUUCACAUACUCUCACUCUGCCCCUUUUCCGUCAACCGCUGUCCCCCGCAAAGGGAUGGGUCUUCACGUCUUGGCUUACUUUGGAAUCGGCAUUGCCGGCCUGAAACAAACGGAAGCACCGGUAUACAUAGACAUUCUUUCUCUAAAAGGCACGAUCAAUCUUCGUCUUCUUCUAUCCGCCACCCCUCCCUUCGUGCGUACUGGCACAUUCUUCUUCCCCAAACUCCCAGACUUUGACAUUUCGGCCAAACCUCUCGUCCGGAGUGCUUUCAACGCCUUCAACCUCCCUCUUGUCAAACCAUAUGUAAUGAAAUCCAUCGUCGAAGUCGCUCAGAGUUUUGUGGCUCCUCGAUCAUAUACCCUCGAUGUGGAUAGAUUGCUUCUAGGCAGAGAAGCAAGCUACAGACUCAUGUCCGUCGGAGUACUACAACUCAUCAUUCACGGAGCCAAAGACCUACCAAAAACCGAUACUUUGGGUACAUGCGAUCCAUACGUCAGUGUGGGAAUGACCAAAUUCCACAAACCUCUUUACGCCACAAGGACAAUAACCAACACUCUUCUUCCUCAAUGGGAUGAAACCGCGAAUAUUCUUGUCCCAGCUGAAGCUGUUCGAUCAGGAGAAGGACUCCGUUUGAGUGUGUGCGAUUCUGAUCGUCUUUCCUCUGACGACUCUUUAGGUGUGGUCACUGUCGAUCUUACCGAUUUGGUGGAAAACUAUAAUGGUCCUCUUAAACGAAGGCUUGACCCAUUACGAGCUGAUAACCCAGGAAUGAAAGUUCAAGGAAGUUUAGAAUGGAGUAUCAGAUUUUGUCCUUUAUGGCAAAUCUCUCCUGAAGAAUUAGAAGAACGAUUGAAACAAGCUCAUCCAAAAUCGAAAGGAGAACCUAAAGACGUCACAAAACCAUGGUGGAUCACUUUGUUAGAGAAGUUAGCUGGAGAAGUUCCAGAAUGGGAGAAAGAAAGAAAAGAGAGGAGAAAAGAAGUAAUGGAAUGGUUCUCAGGUGCAAAAGAGAGAGAAGAAGCAGAAGUUGUUUUGAAACCUAAUGAAAAAUAUCGUUCUGGUAUAUUACAAUUUCAUAUUCAUCAAGCUAGUGACUUAGAGGUAGAAUCAUUAGAUGGGACUUAUUCACAAGCUUUAUCACCUAGAUUAUCAGCUGCUGGUGGAAGAUCAGCUUUGGAAGAUGUUGUGAAUAGAACAUCUGAAGAAAACCCUGAUCCCCCUUCUGCUUAUGUUGAAGUCCAUCUAAAUGAUCAAGUGGUUUAUAGGACAAGAACGAAGGAAGUGACUCCGGAACCUUAUUAUAACGCUGUGAGUGAGAGGUUUGUUAGGAAUUGGACCAGUUCGAGAAUCAAGUUUGUAGUGAGAGAUUCCAGGGAUAGAGAGCAUGACCCGAUAAUAGGUCUUGUCUCCCUCCCUCUACCUAAAGCUCUUUCGGAACGAUCUCAAAUAACUCGCUGGUAUCCAUUAAUCGGAGGAUUAGGUUGGGGUCUUCUUCGUAUUUCUCUCCUAUGGAAACCUGUCGAAAUCAAUUUACCUCCAACAAUGACAGGAUACGACAUUUCCACCUUACAUCUUCUUUCUUUAUCUUCCACCGAAUUCAUUAGGGUUGAUCGAUUAUCUUUAACCUCUUCGGGAGAUAAAAGAUCUUCUGCUUCUUCUAGAUUCUCUUUGAACAUGAACAGUCCCAAAACUUCCGUUGAGAAGACAUUCCAUACGAAAAGUUCGUUGGAAAAAACACACAGUUCGAAACAUUCCAUCGGCAGUAUCCAAUCUUUCAGAUCAAUAGACGAAUUACGUCCCGUCAAUUCAUCCGAAACUUCUUUGUCGCAAUUCAAUAUGGGAAAGAAUGAGAGGAGCUCGAGUCGCCAUGAUGGAGCAAUUGUGGAAGAAGAUACGGUUUCACAAUGGGAUUUCAAUUCGAAUAAAAUGGCAAUUCGGUAUCGUCAUACUUGUUCUUUAGUAUUGACAUUCAAGACGAAAUCUCAGAUGUUGAAGAAAAGUAAGACGGUGGCAAUUGCCAUUUUACCAUUGUACGAUAUGGUUGAUGAUGAAGAUAUCAUUCGUACAAUUCCGAUAUAUAAAACGACAAAUGUGGAAUUAGCUGUCAAAUCCACUAAAGCUCAUCUAUCUUCUUCUUUUUCCUUCACUCCCAAAUCUCAACUCCCAACUUCAAAAGGAAAUUCCAGCGAAGGAACUACUUCUCUUUCUGAUGAAAUCUCAACUUCAACCGACGCAGCUGCUGGAUAUGUUAAAGGUCAGAAAGAUAGACAAAUAUCAAGGGAGGGAAAUGAAGAUUUAGAACAAAUCGGUUGGGUGACGAUAAGUUUUAAGAUUAUCCCAGGAAUUAGUAAAAUACACAAGAGAUUUUGUAAGAAGGAUUUGAGGUUUAUGAAAGCUUAUGAAGCUUGGGAAGCAGCUAGAGAGGAGGAUAAUGAAUGUGAUUAUGAUGUAGAAGGGGAAGAUGAUGAGGAAGAUGAAGAAGAAGAUGGAUCGUCAGAAGCCAAUACAAUAGAUCUGAGAGAUGAUGAAGAAAUGGGUUCACAUAAUCAAGCUUUACACAAGAAGCACAAAGGCAUCUUUCAAUUGAAAAUCGCCAGGACGGGUAAAUUGGUCGCGGACAAGAUCUCAGCCUCGGUGAGAUCGUCAGGUGAUAAAGAUAGUCGCCCGAGGGGUACAGAUGUGGUUGUUGAGAAAGAAGGGACGUCGAGAUUGGGUUGAAAGGUGUUUUCCUUCUCAUCUACUUCCACAGGGCACAUUCUGACGUUUCCUUCUUGAUCUUCCUUCGUUUCUCCCCACGACCCACUUGGUCUGCAUCUUCAUGUUGAAUUUCCUUCCUUCCUUGCCUCCUCGCCUCCUCAUUUUUUUUCUCUUUCGACCGUCCAUAUCUUUGUCCUGACCCAGUAAAACGAUCUCAGGUAUGUUGUGCUCCCAUUGCUACUAGUAAACGCGCUUGGACGAACGUGUAUUUAUUGUUUAACGAGGUGUCAAUGUCGUGAUCUACAAUUAGCAUAUGCAGCAUACUUGUCGUAUAGAUG
Tremella mesenterica DSM 1558 is the source of this 4343-nucleotide messenger RNA. RefSeq lists its product as uncharacterized. The transcript has 8 exons. The coding region runs from base 1 to 4026 and encodes 1341 amino acids. NCBI's taxonomy places the organism in Eukaryota, Fungi, Basidiomycota, Tremellomycetes, Tremellales, Tremellaceae. The record is from RefSeq and is a predicted model, not a curated record.